Suillus fuscotomentosus is the source of this 2160-nucleotide messenger RNA. RefSeq lists its product as uncharacterized. The record is from RefSeq and is a predicted model, not a curated record. The coding region runs from base 1 to 2160 and encodes 719 amino acids. Lineage: Eukaryota; Fungi; Basidiomycota; Agaricomycetes; Boletales; Suillaceae. The transcript has 10 exons.
AUGAAUUCUGACUUGUGCACUUCCCCACUAAGCACAAGGCCAGAAAAGACACUUGGGAUUUCGGCUAAGGAGACGGAUAGCAUAUUUUUUGAUCCGUCUAAAUCUCCGAACCCUCGAUGUGCUGCACGACGGCAGUUCAUACACAACAGAAUGAUGAGGAAGCAGCAUCCAUAUCCCGUAUAUCCAGCUCCAAUAGAGCAUAUCGGAUACUUGGAAAAUGGCCUUGCACAACUGCGUUCUUCAACCUUGUACAAAGGCUAUAAAGCCAAGCUUGCUGCUCGCGAGACGGCACGCCAACGCCUUGUGGUGACUGCAUGGGAAAUUGAAGAAUCAGAGCGCUUCACUGCAUUCCUUGAUGCCCUGCAUAGCGAGAAUGAAGAACGACUUGGAUUUGCAGACGAGGAGUUGCAGAACUUUAGGAGGAUUUUUUCUGAGCGUGACCGCACAGAAGUUGACGAUGAUAGAGAUUACCUUCAAGCCAUCUAUGAAGAUGAAUGCGAAAUCCUUCAUGUUACCUCAGCCCAAGCUGAACAGAUCUCAAAGAUCUUAGGUUCACGAACCAAAGACGCAUUCUUACAAUCCGGACCUGCGGACUCGCAAUCCCGGUUCCCCAGUCUUGAGAUUCAUGACGAUGAUGAUAUUGUUCUAGACGAUUCUUCGGACCUGGAUUCCGAAGAAGAGUGUCUUGGGGCACCGGUGGGGGCUGGUGAAGCGCCUGAUGAUGUGACUAGUAGUACCACCAUCUGCAUGCCCUUCCAAUCGCGGUCUGGUCUGAAUCCCUCACACGUCCCAGCGGACACUCAGAUGUGUCUCAGCGACGAACAACCCCAUGAACCAAUGGCAAACAUUUUCAAUCCACACGACGGGUUCAGCUCAAGCACUCGUUACGACAACUACAAUUCCUUCAGUGCACAUGCUCCCAGUGGUUAUGUGCCGUCGUUCCACCCUGCUCACACCUACGACACUCACACGGUACCUAGAACUGACCCUGCCUAUCAAUCAAACCCCAAUAACAACAUUCCACCGUAUGAGCCGCCGGUGUUCGAUUAUGAGAGUUAUAGAUCGUUUGAUGGCUCAUACAGUCCCAGGCGUCUCGAGCAUCUUUCCGAUUUCGACAACAUGCAAGCACCUAACCCGCACCACAUACAAAUUCCUCAACUAUUCGACCACAAUGAAGAGGAACCAUUGGAGCCUCGAGAUGCUCUUGUCCCCGUCGCAAUGGGUGAGAUACCGCGUUCACAAGUUAUACACACAACGGGACCCGCGCGAUCGUCCAACAGACGACGACGUACUCGACAAUUACCUGGAACACCACAAUUUACUCACGAGAGCCCUGUUGUUCCUGCAACAACACAGGCUGAUGUCACUGCAACAAUGCACGCAACUCCGAGCCAUGCAGGAGCCUCGGGCGACAACCAUUAUUUCCAGGUUACAGGACCCAUCUGUGAUCAAAUCUUCAAACGCUCCAAAGAACUUGUCGUGGGCAUCGCCCUCACAAAGGACGCGAUGGCCUUGUCUACGGCCGACAAGAAACGUAUUAUCAAGUCUAUCAUUCGAAAGGCGACACCCAAGAUUCCAGGGCUUAAUGGAAUACCACGCUGGGAGAAUCAAACCAAGGACCUUGCAACAAUCUGGCGAGCGGUAAUUGUCAUGCGCACGGCGGUUACGACCCUCACUCGAGAAGGCGUCGUAAUGGCCUAUGGACUUUUCCCUCCGCAGGGCAGUCCAAUCUCCCCCGAGACCUUCCGCAUGGAUCGUGUGAGACACCUCAUUCGAAACAACGUGUUCAUGCACGAUUACUCAUUUAAUGUGGACGGGACGCUGACAAUUCACUCGAAGUUCAAAAAUCACUUCAUUCUUCACCUUGUCACGCGAAUGGUAUGGAAUAUGCGCUUUCAACUCGACAUUUUGCUCGUCUCGCCACGCAGACAGCUGCACUUCGCAAUGGGACUGGCCGGCGCAAUAACAAAAUGUGUGCUGGCGGAACAAGCACACCUGAUACUCACUGCACCUAAGUCGUCCCCAGACGCAGAUGCUUUUACCUUCGAAAUGAUCUGUUCGGGCAUGGAUGAUCUCACUGAUGAGGAGAAAGCUGACUUGGACGGGUGGAAAGACCAUAUGGUCAUUUGUCACAGGGACGUCUCAACAGCGCAGGAAUGA